Messenger RNA from Schistosoma spindalis, 2241 nucleotides. The record is from the annotation of a GenBank genome assembly. Lineage: Eukaryota; Metazoa; Platyhelminthes; Trematoda; Strigeidida; Schistosomatidae.
AUGCUCUUGAGUUACCAAGGUGUCAUAAAGUUAUGUGACUUUGGAAUAAGUGGAAUUCUUAAGGAUUCUAUUGCCCGUUCACGGCAGCCGGGAUGCACUGGUUAUAUGGCUCCAGAACGUCUUAACAACUCAACAUAUGAUGUUCGUGCAGACAUUUGGUCACUUGGAAUAUCAUUGUUGGAAUUGGCAACCGGAUCUUUUCCAUACACUGGGACUCAUAUUGAGUUUGCUAUUAUGACUAAAAUUAUAUCAGAUCCACCUCCAACGUUACCUCACCACAUACCUUUUACCCCUGCAUUCCGUCAAUUCGUCGAGUUAUGCUUAACAAAGGACCACACUCAGCGUCCAAAAUAUCGCUCAUUAAUGAGUACUGGAUUUUUUGUUCGGCACAACAAGGAACCUCAUGAUGUACUAGAGUGGCUUAAGGGAUUACCAUUACCACACUUACAGUGUUUAGAUGAAACGAAGACCAAUAAUUGGGAUUGCAAAACUCCUACAAGCAUCACAUCCUCUAUGGAUUAUUCGACUGGCACAGUUGAAUCUCCCGAAUCAGUGACCACUCUUAGUCCAGAUAUUUCCGGGGGUGUGAGUAAUAUCUCUCUUGAUGACUCUUCUGAUUCAAAAAAAGCAUCAUGGGAAAAUGUAAGUAAUCAAACUGAGGUAGACGUUACACUAGUUGCAGCACCUAAAGUAAAUUCUGAUUCUAACGAGCAAACACAGUUUACUAUUCAUAAAUCUUCAGUAACUUCUGACCAUUUUGUUAAUGAAAAUAUUUCCCCUCAACUCUCAUCAUUUACAAUUAGUGAACAGUUUUCUGUUGGUCAAAAUCCUCAUUUUUUUAAGACCCGAAAUACAAUAGUUGAUCAGAGUUCAGAAAAUUUUACUUACCUACUAGAGGGAAAGUCCAAUAAGUUCCUCUCCCAGGGCUCUUCAGGUUACGGAUCUGCAGGUUCUGAUAGUUCUCCUGGAUCUCUUGGGAGUGAUAGUCGUCCACCAAGUUCCACCCAAGUUCUUGAUAUGCUAUUGUCCAACAGAAGUAUUAAUGGGAUCCCUCCUUUACCAGCAAUUCAGCGUGCCAAACCUUCGUACACUCUCAGAGUCAAUCAACACAAUAAAUGUUUGAACAAUAUUUCGGAAAACAAUGUUAGUCGAUCUAAUUUGUCAAUCCGUCCCACCGUGUCAGAUUCAUUUUCUAAUCCUAGUUGUCAAGUCUCCUCUGUGCAUUCAAUAAGUGGUUCUGAUCAGUGGAGUACGUUAUCCUUAUCAUCUAGAACAACUCAUAUACCUACAUCUCAACCUGUUACGGAAAAUUCUGUUCAUAAUCAACUAACGUCACUCAUUGAAAAAUUUGAACCCAACUCGAAUAAAGGAGUUGAUUUAUGUGCCAGCACGAAACAUGAAAAGCAUACCCCUUUAAAUAAUGAUUCCGAACAAAAAGGUAAAAGUUUUUGCUCUUCAAAGAUGGAAUUCAUCUGUGGUCGUCCCAAUAUAAACAAACGGAAAGUAGUUGGCCAAUCACGUUCCUCUUCUGUUGGUGCUCAGUUGCAACGCUCUCCCGCUCAAAGAUGGUCAGUCAAACCGCCACAAAUUAUAAGAAAUCUUCAAGUCGAUCAAAAUUCUUCAAUAUGUGUACACGAUAAUACCACUCGUAUGCGCUCGCCAGGAAAAAAUACGUCUCCACAACAAUAUCAUCAUCAUUAUUUCUAUUAUUAUUAUGACAAUCAACUCGAUGCAAAUAAUCUAAAUAAACCAUCUAAUACAUCAUGGGUAGCCAAAGAAAAUACAAGUACUCUUGGUAGAAAUUCGCCAUCUUAUCUUACUAAUUCAACUUCCAAUUCAUUGGUUAGUAACUCUCUACCCACAAGCAACAUAUCACCUAUUCUUUCAGGAAGAAUGUGUCAACGGUUAAAUACUCAUCCAAUUCCAAGACAAAGCAGUUUGCAAUUUCCAUCUAACGAUUUUAGAUCAUCCAAAAUGGAGUCAAAUUCACUUUUUUUCUCUGGAAUGCUAGGAUCACGUCUACCUAUGGCUUCACAAUCCACUUAUCAGAUUAUAUCCAACGAGGCCCAUGGGCGAUACCUUAACCGAAAUACUUUCCAACAUCCACUUGUAUUCAGUAAUUCAACGUUAAAAGACGCUGGUACAUUGAUAAAGAAAGGUGAACAUCCUAAACAUACACACAGAUCAAUGUCACAACCUCCUAAAUUACGAGAUUGGCUAUCUUUUGAAACAGAAUUGUGA